AUGGCGUCGGAAGAGGAGGGCAUUAUCGCGCGCAAGAGGCGCAAGCUUGGCCCUCCUAAAGCUGCUCCAUACAUAUUCAAAUCGCUCUUCGACCAGGUACCUGUCAAAGCCGACGAUGCGGAGGAGGAAGUACAUAUCACCUGCGUGGAGUACUGGAAUGACAAUCUGUAUAUUGGAACUUCCGCAGCGGAGAUCCUGCAUUUCGUCUGCCUUCCACCUGACCCCUCCGACUCGAACGAACCGUCCUUCAUCCUAGCCUCAAGACUACCAAUCCCUUUCUCUCAAGGCUCUUCGCUUCCGAAUCAGUCGGGUGUCCAAAAGAUUCUUAUUCUACCUACCGCGAACAAGGCUUGCGUCCUCUGCAAUGGAACAGCUACCUUCUAUAUGCUACCGGAGCUUAGCCCGGCCUUUGGCGGCAGUACACAGGUCAAAAACUGCCGCUGGGUUGGGGGCUUGGACUUGAAUAUGGGGCAGGAUGAACCUGAAAAUCCAGUCAUCAUGAUCUCAACGACUAGUCGCCUCAUGUUGGUCAAGAUUGGUGACGCACCUCGCUUGGUCAGAGGGAUCGAAUUCCCAAACUGCCUGACUACGUCGCGAAGGGGAAUCAUAUCCUGUGUCGCAGACGGGCGGAACUACUCUUUACUCGAUGUGGAGCAUCAGCAAAAGAUUCCUCUAUUCCCAAUAUCCUUUGCCGAUGAAAUGCAAGACUCUGGUCAAGUAGAGGAUAUGCCAGCUUCGUCUGCUCCCAAAUCACCACUCUCAACAUCAAGCUCGCCCCCUCCUGGGAGUCCCGGCCAUGGGCGAAGUUCCAGUCUUAACACGCUGGGCGGGAUGUUGCAGCCCACAAUUCCCCCACGGUCCUCUUCGAAAGAUCGGUCAAGAUCCUUGACGCCGGAGCACCCGGAGGCCGGGACGCCGAGAAGAUCAGUAUCAAGGGAACGUAGCAGGCAAUCUUCACCAUUGGCCUCGCCAAGGGUAUCUUCUGAACUGCCCCCACGCGAGCCGCAACUCGCUGCCCCAGAUGAACGGAAACCUCUGCCACCCCUGCCAAAUCAGCGGUUUACCCAGCUGACACCUCAUAUUCUUUCUCCGACGUCUUCGGAGUUUCUACUAGUAAGAGGCUCCGAAGAGUCGGAGCCCGGCGUUGGAAUGUUUGUCAACGUAGAUGGUGAUGUGGUCCGCGGCACGAUUACAUUUCACAGAUAUCCCAGAUCAAUUAUCAUCGACAAGGGCGAGGAAACUAAUAUGAUUCCAUCUGCGGAAAACACAAAAGACGAACAUGUCAUCGCAGUCAUAGAAUCCGACGAAGACGGCCAGAUGCGGAGAUUUUUGGAGGUGCAGCCAUGGGAUGUUGAUCCAGCUGAAGCGGAGGACCACAAAAGCUGGGUAGAAAUACCCUUAAUGGAAGACGAGCAGACAAAGCAUGUCGGAAUCAAUCACACCCUCAGUCCCACUCAAUUGGAGAUUCAAGGCUUAGGAAAGCUAUUACGCAUGGUCCGUAUGAAAACCCCGACUUUGGGCGUAUACGCACCAUCAGCGGAUCCAAGAACCCAGGCGUCAAUUGAGCAGCUGCAGAAAGAAAAGGAGCUGUUUGAGUCUCAGGAACUGGCAGAAUCUAGCGAAACGAAGAAAGCUACAGACUGGGAAGCCGACCGAAACGCCGAAGAGGCCAAGAUCGCGCAAGAGAUGGGCAAAACACAAAGUAGCCUUGUCAUGUGGGCAGGGAACCAGAUCUGGCGCAUCGUGAGAAAUCCAUUGACCACACAACUUGACGAUGUUCUGCAGACGUCCCAAGCGGCUUUUACCAGUGGACAUACCCUUGAUAGAAACGCUGUUUGGCACAUAAUCGAGAUGGUUCAACAAACGGAACCCAGGUCUGAAGCAGAGUUUCUCGGGCUGAAUUUCCUGAAGCAGAAGGCCAGUCUCCUUCUUCUGGGCGAUCUGCUUUUUAUGGACCCAAAGGCUAGGAAUGGCCAAGUGAUCGAUACGACAGAGAAAGCACUCAUCGUCGGGGACCUGGAUCCACGUAUAGCUAUGAUCCUGAUUCCUCUUCUACGUACUGAAACUCUACAAAGCCCUCAAGGAAUAUGGAUCCAUGCAGGGUUGGCGGAAACGGCGGAGGCUUACUGGCGACAAGCCGACGAAGCAGGCAAGGCACUCACAGGAUUCUUUGAUGCUGGAAUUCUGGACAUGAUGAAGAGAUUCCUGAUCUCGUGGCAGCAGAAGCGUGGAUACGGCAGUAUAUCAGACGAAACAUAUGUUUUUGACAGUGUGGAUGCAGCUCUCCUCCGUCUUGUGCUUUCGCAGUGUAACAGCGUGACAGCGGAACAGGUUGCGUCUCUGGGACUUCGUACAGAACUCAACAGACUUGUCGAUCACUGGAAGGGCAACUUUGACCAUGCAGUUUCACUUCUGGAGAGCUAUCAUCGACUUUAUGCGCUGAGCCGCCUGUACCAAAGCCGGAAGAUGUCUGGGAAUGUCCUGAAGACGUGGCGGCGGAUCAUUGAAGGUGAAACAGAUGCAGGUGGUGAAAUAAGUCCCGCCGGCGUCGAGGUUCAGAUGCGGCGGUACUUGGUGAAGAUCAAGGAUGUACAACUCGUCGAGGAAUAUGGCUCGUGGCUUGCUCAGCGGAAUCCCAAGCUAGGUAUUCAAGUGUUUGCGGACAACUCAAGCCGCGUGAUACUUGACCCAUCAGAUGCCGUGGCUCUGCUCAAAGAACGCGCACCAAACGCUGUUCAGGAAUAUCUGGAGCACCUGGUGUUCUCAAAGAAUUACACACAAUACGCCGACGGCCUUCUUCAAUACUAUCUCGACACCGUAAUAUCCGUACUCGAAACUUCUCCCGAAGCUCGUGCAUCUCUUUCCGAAUCCUAUUCUACCUACCGUGCCCUCCGCCCACCGAAACCUACCUAUAUGAACUUUAUCACGGAGAAUUUACCAUCAAGUCCGUGGUGGCAGUCGCGGAUGCGUCUUCUUCAGCUGCUCGGAGGAGGCAACACCACCCAAUUCACAUCCGCCCCCACACCGAGCCUCAACUAUUCCAUCCCGGCUGUUCUCGCUCGCAUCGAGCCCUUCCAAAACGAGCUGGUUUCCGAAUCUAUUAUCUUAGACGGACUACAGGGUCGGCACCGGGAGGCCCUUCGUCUUCUCACCCAUGGACUAGGUGACUAUGACGCCGCUACUCGGUACUGUUUAUUCGGCGGUCCUCGAAGCACGAGCUCCACUGGCGCUCCUCUAGAAUUCGCCGAGAAAUCCCGCCAAUCUGAAUUAUUCCGGUAUUUACUGGAUGAAUUCUUACAGGUACGUGACUUGUCUGAGCGGAUCGAACGCACGAGUGAUCUCCUGGGGCGAUUCGCCGCAUGGUUCGACGUCCGUGAAGUCCUCAACAUCAUCCCAGAUGACUGGAGCGUGGAUAUCCUUAACGGUUUCUUGGCACAUGUGUUCCGUGUACUGAUAUCGGAAUCCCGAGAGGUGAGAAUCGAGCGGGCACUCUCGGCAGGCCAGAACCUGCGAGUAGCCUCGGAGUAUAUAUCCGGAAUGGAGAAGAUUGGGGGCUGGGUUGAAGAUGAGGAGGGAUUGAAGCAAUUGCGGGGAGGCCACGGGCAAAUCAGCGCCGGGCGGGAGACGGACAGUGAUUUCGGGGAAAUGGUCGAGGCAGGGACUAAUCAGUCCUGA
Aspergillus mulundensis is the source of this 3675-nucleotide messenger RNA. RefSeq names its product putative TGF beta receptor associated protein 1. Gene Ontology annotation, cellular component: cytoplasm; fungal-type vacuole membrane. Bases 1 to 3675 code for a protein of 1224 amino acids. Lineage: Eukaryota; Fungi; Ascomycota; Eurotiomycetes; Eurotiales; Aspergillaceae. Gene Ontology annotation, biological process: autophagy; vesicle-mediated transport; endosomal vesicle fusion. The record is from RefSeq and is a predicted model, not a curated record. The transcript is spliced from 3 exons.